AUGACCAGCACAACUAUUUUGUUGAAAGAUAUUAAAACCAUAGGGGAACUCUACAAAAAUGGUACACUUCAUGCUGUAGAACAGCCCAAGUACAAGUUUCGGGACCUAUACUUGAAUCAGAUAUCCCUCCUUCAAGGCGAUAUCACUAAGCUGGAGAUUGAUGCAAUUGUGAACGCUGCGAAGAAAUCUCUGCUGGGGGGCGGAGGAGUGGAUGGGGCAAUCCAUCGCGCCGCUGGGCCAGAGCUUCUUGAAGAGUGUCGCACCUUGAACGGCUGCGAGACUGGCGAUGCUAAAAUCACCAAAGGUUACAACCUACCGUCCCGGCAUGUCAUCCACACCGUUGGACCUGUCUAUUCCUCUAGCGAUGUUUCUCGUAAAGCGGAUGAGCUCGCAUCGUGCUACAGAAAGAGCAUGCAGCUAGCGGCUGACAAUAACCUAAAACAUAUUGCCUUUCCUUCGAUCUCGACAGGCGUAUAUGGUUAUCCGAUCGUGGAUGCUACUCAUAUUGCGUUGGGAGAGGUCCGAAAAUUCCUGGACUGCAACAGUGAAAUUAAGUAUGAUCGUGUCAUCUUUAUUGUUUUCAGUGACAAGGACAAAUCUGUGUAUGAGGAUCUUAUUCCUCAAUACUUCCCCUCGCUGGAAGCACCCAGUGCUGCUCUGUAG
Serpula lacrymans var. lacrymans S7.9 is the source of this 663-nucleotide messenger RNA. RefSeq lists its product as uncharacterized. Bases 1 to 663 code for a protein of 220 amino acids. The record is from RefSeq and is a predicted model, not a curated record. NCBI's taxonomy places the organism in Eukaryota, Fungi, Basidiomycota, Agaricomycetes, Boletales, Serpulaceae. The transcript has 9 exons.